Ziziphus jujuba (common jujube) is the source of this 1266-nucleotide messenger RNA. RefSeq lists its product as uncharacterized. The coding region runs from base 122 to 1186 and encodes 354 amino acids. Gene Ontology annotation, biological process: cell wall organization. Lineage: Eukaryota; Viridiplantae; Streptophyta; Magnoliopsida; Rosales; Rhamnaceae. Gene Ontology annotation, molecular function: UDP-N-acetylmuramate dehydrogenase activity; FAD binding. The transcript is spliced from 4 exons. Gene Ontology annotation, cellular component: cytosol. The record is from RefSeq and is a predicted model, not a curated record.
AACCCUUGUUUACCGAAAGCAUUCUUAUCGCUCAUGACUUCCCAAAAGAAAAGGAAAGCAACAUUUAUAUCUAAAAUCGGAAACCGACCCAGUGCUGAAGCUUUGCUUUUCGUUAUUUGGCAUGCCGAUUCCUUUCCAAAUCAGGCAUGCCCAGUUGUUGUUCCAUACAACCAGAAGGAAUAAUACUUAUUUCUGCAAUAACAGCUAUAGCUUCAGCAAACCACAACAAACCCAUGACCGGAACGACUUGAAGUUCGUUCAUGGCAAAAAGCUCUUGAAGGAUCUCUCCACUUGGGGUAUUGGUGGCCCUUGUAAGCAUUUCAUUCAAGUUUUCGAUCAGACCCAGCUUGCUUCUGCCAUCAGAUACUGUCAUGAGAAUUCCAUACGGUUUAUUAUCAUUGGUAAAGGCUCAAAUUGUCUAUUUGAUGACUUGGGUUUUGAUGGGUGUGUUAUUCUAAACCGGAUUGACUUCUUAGAAAGGAAGGAGCAUGGUGUUUUCAGAGUCGGAAGCGGUUUUCGGUUUAACAAGUUAGGUAAGCAAUGUUCCAAUGAAGGAUUUGCAGGGCUUGAGUUUGCGGGAGGAAUUCCUGGAACUGUAGGUGGAGCAAUUUUUAUGAAUGCCGGAGCAAAUGGGCAGGAGACUGCCGAUGCUGUUGAGAGUGUUGAAAUCGUUACUAAAGAUGGAAAGUUUCAAAGACUUGAGAGAGCUGAUCUGAGUUUUGGGUACCGGUUAACUCCAUUUCAAACCAUGCAAGAAUUGGCAGCCAUUGUGGCUGUUACAUUUCAGCUUCAGCGCUCGGAAUCAUCAAAGAUGAGGCAGCUUGAGUAUUUGGAGAGGAGAAGAAAAUCUCAACCAAUCAGUGAGCGGACCGCAGGCUCAGUUUUCCAAAAUCCACCAUAUUUGGGAGUUGCAGCGGCCAAGUUAAUCGAGGAAGCGGGGUUGAAAGGUUUUAGAGUUGGAGGGGCAAUGGUUUCCGAAAUCCAUGCGAACUUCUUCAUAAAUUCUGGAGGAUCAACAUCUCAAGAUAUGCUUACCCUCAUUGCUGUGGUUAAGGAAAAGGUUGAUCGGAAAUUUGGUGUACAACUCAAGGAAGAAGUAUUACAUAUUAGUCCUUAUUGUAAUGAUGUAAAACCAAACAAAGAUGUAACAUUUGAAGGAAGAAAAAUAGACACUCAUUGCUUGUAAAGGAAACGCAUAUUUCAAAAUUUUCUUGAAAUGCUUGGAAAGAAAAUCAUUCAGAUAAAUUUCAAAGCUUUGGAACUUAA